Messenger RNA from Zophobas morio, 2360 nucleotides. RefSeq names its product pickpocket protein 28-like. The coding region runs from base 366 to 1934 and encodes 522 amino acids. The record is from RefSeq and is a predicted model, not a curated record. Gene Ontology annotation, cellular component: plasma membrane. The transcript is spliced from 6 exons. Gene Ontology annotation, molecular function: ligand-gated sodium channel activity. Lineage: Eukaryota; Metazoa; Arthropoda; Insecta; Coleoptera; Tenebrionidae. Gene Ontology annotation, biological process: sodium ion transmembrane transport.
GGUACUAAUAAUGUAUAUCAAAACAUUAAAAUCAUAGUGGAUUUUUUUUAGGUACAAUGUUUUUUAUGAGUCCUGAAUUCUAGUUACUAGUUUCUUUUUGUUCAUUUCCGCUCUAAAAUCUACAUACAAAUUUUGUUUCGUUGCGUGAGAUACACUAGCAGUAAUUUAUGUAAUUGUUAUUUAUUCACCAGAGAUCGUAUUUUUAUCAAAACGAGCAACCUUUGUUUGGGCAAAAACUAAUUUCUAAUCAGUUAACAUUAUUUUAUACUGCGUUACCUACUCACAACGUUUGUGCUUUUUAAACAGACCGUUACUCGCGCUAAUUAGUUUUUCAUGUUGUCAGUUUUGAUAACAUUUAUAUAAUCAUGAGAAAGAUAGUAAAAAAUAUUAAGAAGUACUUCAAAGAAUAUUGUAAUUCUACUUCUAUACAUGGAUUUCGAUACUUUGCUGAAGAAAGAACAUACUUUGAAAAUUUUUUGUUAAUUUUUAGGUUAUGGUGGUUGAUUGUUUUCAUUAUCUCUUUGGGGGUAUGUGUAUUAUCAAUUUAUAUGGUUUAUAGAAAGUGGGACGACAGUCCCGUCAUCGUCAGUUUUGCUAAUACAGGAACCCCAAUUUAUAAAAUACCAUUUCCUGCUAUCACAAUCUGUCCCGAAACAAAAUCAGCACGGAACAAAUUCAAUUUUACUGAUUUACUACUAAAGAAGAUAAAUGAUAAAAACUUGACUGAUUCAGAAAGUGUCCAGUUUGAUUACAUGUCUCUGAUUUGUGAUGAAUACCUUAACGAAUCGAGCACGUUCACGGUAUCGGAACAGUUUUAUGAUUUUGUAGAUGAAGUAAAACCUAUGUUUAACGUAUCAAACUGCAUUUAUCGAGGGAAAAAAUUAACAUGUGACAAAAUUUUCAAGCCGAUUUUUACGGAAGAAGGAGUGUGUUACACUUUUAAUAUGCUGGAUAGAAGUGAAAUAUUUAAGGAAAAUGUUGUGCAUUAUCGUGAUUAUCAGCAGUUUCUUCGGUAUUCAACAAACUGGUCCAUAGAACACGGAUACGCAGAAGAAGCAGGUUUACUGCCGUAUCCCAGACGUGCACUAUUAGCAGGAGCUAAAAAUGGAUUUACGUUCGAACUUAUGGUGUUUGAGGAAGAUUUAGACUAUGUGUGCAAAGCGGAUGCUUUACAAGGCUAUAAAGUUUUAGUUCAUCUGCCUACGACUUUUCCCACACCUAGUCAAGAGUAUUUUCGGGUUCCUUUAGAUCAAAAAGUAAUAGCAGCAAUACAACCCUCAAUGAUUACGACUUCAGAAUCUGUUAGAGCUUAUAAUCAAGAAAGAAGACGGUGCUAUUUUCAAACAGAACGAAAUUUGCAAUAUUUUAGGAUCUAUAAUACAGUUAACUGUGAUAUAGAAUGUUUAGCUAACUACACGCUAGAUUGGUGUGGAUGUGUGAAUUUUUUUAUGCCUCGAGAUAAUACUACGGACAUCUGUGGCGGUGCAAGCUUGGAAUGUACCAAAGAAGCUGAAAGAUAUAUGCAAACAAAAAAUUUGAAACGGAAAAUAAAUAACAGAAAUAAGUCAAAGAGAAAGAGUAAAUCUUUGGAAGAUUGCGAUUGUCUGCCACUUUGUACAGACUUAGUGUAUGACGCUGAAACUUCUCAAACAGACUGGGACUGGAAACAGUGGUAUACAGCAUUGGGCUUUGAAAAAUUAAUACCAAAAACACAUCACUCGUCACUUACUAUUUAUUUUAAAGCUGAUGACUUUAUUACGUCUGAAAGAAACGAAUUUUAUGGUCCAACUGAUUUUUUGGCCAAUUUUGGAGGUCUCGUGGGAUUAUUUACGGGUGUUUCUGUUCUUUCAGUUUUGGAAAUUUUAUAUUUCGCAUCUGUGAGACUUCUGUGUAAUAAAAGGUUAUAUGGAAAGUGGACAGGUGUUAACGAAUAAUCUUUGUAACUUAUUAGGAAAAUAUAUAAUGAUAAUGAGCAUAUAUUAAUUUUAAGUUGUAAAAACUCUUCUGCUUGGGUAGUGCAUGCAGUUAGGUUUCACAGAUAAUAAAAUGUAAUUUAGUUUCACUCCUAUAGAUCGGUACGGUACAAAUACCUACUUUAGAAAUUGAUUUGGGUUUCUUUGUAAUUAGAAUACUAAGUAUAUGUGUAUACAAGGGUAUUCACGAGAAACUUAGCACCUAAAAAAUGCGCAAGACCUAACCAAGAACACAAUUCAAUACUUUUUGAUAUUUAAUUCUUUUUUAAACAAAACAUUAGGUGUUGAUUUUGAUAAAUUGGAAAUAAACUCAAUUUGUAGCUUAAAUGUAUGUGUUCUCUACACAAACCCAAAAGCAACUUUUUUCUGUAGUAUAAGGGAGGUAAA